Molecule: messenger RNA, 495 nt
Organism: Vicia faba (fava bean)
Lineage: Eukaryota; Viridiplantae; Streptophyta; Magnoliopsida; Fabales; Fabaceae
Source: the annotation of a GenBank genome assembly
AUGUGGCAAGCAGGCAAGAAUAAGGGCAACGUGGCUUCUGAAGAUUUAACUGGGACCGAGACCUCUUCCAAUUCAGGCAUAAGCAUAGGUGCUUUGGUUGGCAUAAUCUUUGGCUCAAUUGCCUGUGUAAUUUCAUUAUCUGCAAUUUUUAUUCUUUUACUAUUAAGAAUAAGAUUAAGACGUCAUGAUGCAGUUUCCAAACCACGCCAUUGCACACGUGGUUAUAUUCAACCACUUCUAUUAUCUAAGAUCGCAAUACAAAUUGAUGGAAGAAGAGCUUUUACUUAUGAGGAGUUGUCUGCUGCUACAAGAAAUUUUGACAACAAUGCUCAAAUUGGACAAGGAGGUUAUGGGAAGGUUUAUCAAGGUAUUCUUUCUAAUGGCAUUGUGGUUGCCAUAAAACAUGCACAACAAGGAUCACUGCGAGGUGAGAAGGAAUUUCUCACGGAAAUAAGAAUACUGAUAAAUAUGAAUCAGACUUUGUGUACUUUCUAA